CCGAAUUUUAAUAAACAGUUAAAUAUAUAAAAUUAAACAUUUUUAUUAUCAAUAAAUUAUAAACUAUUUUCAAAUUUUACGAUAAAUAUGUUGCAUACUAUUAAACAGGUUGGCUGUAAAGUAUUUUUACAAAAAAAAGCUAACAACAUCGUAUAUAAUAUUGCCGCUUACCGUGGGUUCAAAGUUCUGUCUCUUAAUCAAAAACAAAUACAAACGCAAAAAACAACAUUUCAUACUAUUAGCCCUAAUCAUUGGCAGCAAAGGUUUGCCAGCGACAGUAAUACAUUAACCAGCAAUAAUAUGAAACGUUUACAGGGUAAAGUAGCUGUUGUAACAGCUUCGACUGAUGGUAUUGGAUUUUCCAUUGCCAAACGUUUGGCCCAGGACGGUGCCAAUGUAGUCAUCAGCAGUCGCAAGCAAAACAAUGUGGAUAAAGCUGUUGAGGAAUUGCGCAAACUUAAUUUAAAUGUUUUGGGCUUAAAAUGUCACGUUAGUGAAUCGCAAGAUCGUAAACAACUAUUCGAACAAACCAUACACAAAUAUGGUAAAAUUAAUAUUUUAGUUUCUAAUGCUGCCACCAAUCCCGCUGUGGGUGGUGUUUUGGAUUGUGAUGAAAAGGUGUGGGAUAAAAUAUUCGAUGUAAAUGUUAAAUCUUCAUACUUGCUGGCCAAGGAAGCUUUACCACAUUUACGCAAAGAAAAGAAUUCAAGCAUUGUAUUCGUUUCAUCUAUUGCGGGUUAUGAUGCUUUUGAGCUUUUAGGAGCUUAUUCCGUUAGCAAAACAGCCUUGAUUGGUCUCACUAAAGCAGCCGCCAAAGACUUGGCACCUGAAGGCAUACGCGUCAAUUGUUUGGCACCCGGCAUUAUUAAAACUAAAUUUUCUAAAGCGCUCUAUGAAGAUGAAGCAGCAAAUGAGGCGGCAUUGUCUAAAAUACCACUAAAUCGUUUAGGUAUGCCAGAAGAAAUGGCAGGAGUAGUAUCAUUUUUAGUAUCUGAUGAUGCUAGCUAUAUAACUGGUGAAACUAUAGUAGCAUCUGGCGGCAUGUCUGGACGUUUGUAAACGAUUUAUUAAACUUUGUAUAAAAUAAAGCAAUACAUAUCUGUGUAAUGGAUAAAUUUAUUAAUAAAAACAUAAUCACAUUAAAAUACAAUAUAGGUAAUAACUAAUAAAAAAAGAAAAUAAUAAAAAAGACAA
This is a messenger RNA of Lucilia cuprina (Australian sheep blowfly), 1194 nucleotides long. RefSeq names its product dehydrogenase/reductase SDR family member 4 (gene Dhrs4). The record is from RefSeq and is a predicted model, not a curated record. NCBI's taxonomy places the organism in Eukaryota, Metazoa, Arthropoda, Insecta, Diptera, Calliphoridae. Gene Ontology annotation, molecular function: carbonyl reductase (NADPH) activity. Bases 88 to 1059 code for a protein of 323 amino acids. The transcript has 4 exons.